GGCUGGGUGCUGUGGCAUAGACUCCUCUCCUUGGGGGGCUGUAGAAGCUGACGGUGGUUUCACGGCACAGAGGAAGGCUGAGCCUUGGCAGGAGCAACGGGAUGUUCAAGGGGCGUUGAUCAUGAAGGUCCCUGGGAACGGAGGAAGGGGCAGGGAGCUUGGAAAGCAGAAGGGCCCUGCACUUCCAGGGUGCUCCACCCGUCUGGGCCCCUCGGCUGCUACCAGCCCCAAGUUGGGGGCCCAUGACGCCAUAAGCCUCUGGGCCAGGGGCCCCCGGCUGUGAGUGGCACCACAGGCCCCCGCCCCCGGACUCCGUGGGCUGGGCUGGGCUGGGCGCAGUGUGGCUGGGCACACGCAGUCGGAGGCGGCGCCGGCCAGGCCGCCGGGCGCCUAUGGAUGCGCGGAGCCCGCUGUCUCCCCGGGCCAGUGCGUUCAGCAUCGCCUCUCUGGUUGCAGCCGAGGCGGUGGAGCGUACUGCCCACCAGGGCUCGGGGUCCUCUGACCGGGUGAAGCUUCGCUGGCUGCCAGGAUCCCCGGCCGGGAUGCACUUCAGCACCGUCACCAGGGACAUGGAAGCCUUCACGGCCAGCAGCCUGAGCAGCCUGGGGGCCGCGGGGGGCUUCCCGGGCGCCGCGUCGCCCGGCGCCGACCCGUACGGCCCGCGCGAGCCCCCGCCGCCGCCGCCGCGCUACGACCCGUGCGCCGCCACGGCCCCCGGCGUCCCGGGCCCGCCGCCGCCGCACGCCUACCCGUUCGCGCCGGCCGCCGGGGUCGCCACCAGCGCCGCCGCCGAGCCCGAGGGCCCCGGGGCCAGCUGCGCGGCCGCCGCCAAGGCGCCGGUGAAGAAGAACGCGAAGGUGGCCGGUGUGAGCGUGCAGCUGGAGAUGAAGGCGCUGUGGGACGAGUUCAACCAGCUGGGCACGGAGAUGAUCGUCACCAAGGCCGGCAGGCGGAUGUUCCCCACCUUCCAAGUGAAGCUGUUCGGCAUGGAUCCCAUGGCCGAUUAUAUGCUGCUCAUGGACUUUGUGCCGGUGGACGAUAAGCGCUACCGGUACGCCUUCCACAGCUCCUCCUGGCUGGUGGCGGGGAAGGCCGACCCUGCCACGCCAGGCCGCGUGCACUACCACCCUGACUCGCCUGCCAAGGGAGCGCAGUGGAUGAAGCAAAUCGUGUCCUUCGACAAGCUCAAGCUGACCAACAACCUGCUGGACGACAACGGCCACAUUAUUCUGAAUUCCAUGCACAGAUACCAGCCCCGCUUCCAUGUUGUCUAUGUCGACCCGCGCAAAGAUAGCGAGAAGUACGCCGAGGAGAACUUCAAAACCUUUGUGUUCGAGGAGACCCGAUUCACGGCGGUCACUGCCUACCAGAACCAUCGGAUCACGCAGCUCAAGAUUGCCAGCAAUCCCUUUGCCAAAGGCUUCCGGGACUGCGACCCUGAGGACUGGCCGCGGAACCACCGGCCCGGCGCGCUGCCGCUCAUGAGCGCCUUCGCGCGCUCGCGGAACCCCGUGGCCUCUCCAACGCAGCCCAGCGGGGCGGAAAAAGACGCGGCUGAGGCCCGGCGAGAAUUCGAGCGCGACGCGGGCGGGCCGGCCGUGCUCGGGGACCCGGCGCACCCUCCGCAGCUGCUGGCCCGGGUGCUAAGCCCCGCGCUGUCCGGGGCCGGCGGUGCCGGCGGCCUCGUCCCGCUGCCUGGCGCGCCCGGAGGCCGGCCCAGCCCCCCGCACCCCGAGCUGCGCCUGGAGGCGCCCGGCGCAUCGGAGCCGCUGCACCACCACCCCUACAAGUACCCGGCCGCCGCCUACGACCACUACCUCGGGGCCAAGAGCCGGCCGGCGCCCUACCCGCUGCCCGGCCUGCGCGGCCACGGCUACCACCCGCACGCGCACCCGCAUCACCACCACCACCCCGUGAGUCCGGCCGCCGCCGCCGCCGCCGCCGCUGCCGCCGCAGCCGCCGCGGCCGCCAACAUGUACUCGUCGGCGGGAGCCGCGCCGCCCGGCUCCUACGACUACUGCCCCAGAUAACGCGGGCCCCGCCCGGCCCCGCACAGCCCCCAGGGCCGCGGGGCCCGGCCACCCUGCCCCAAGGGCCAUCAAGGAACACGUUCCCCCAGCCCCAGGGGCCACCGCGGCUCUCCCCUUCCCCAGCUUCGAAGCCAUAGGGGCCCCAUCGCUACCCCCCAGCCCCUUGGGCUAUAGAAGUAUCCGGUUCCCCAGUCCCUGAAGCCACCGCGGGUCCUUCCCCGGCCCCGAGGGCCACGGGGUCCCCGCCCGCCAGUGCCAAAGCGCCCGGUCGGAGGCGGAAGGAAGUGAUAUUUAUUGUUCUCCCCGAGACCGCGUCGCCCGCGGCCCGGCCGGCAGUUGCAGUGUAGACAACCCGAGAGCCCCGCCUGCAGGCGGUGUAGAUACGUGUAGAUACUGUAGAUACUGUAGAUACCGCGCCGGCGCCGACUUGAUAAACGGUUUCGCCUCUUUUGGAA
Molecule: messenger RNA, 2485 nt
Organism: Cebus imitator (Panamanian white-faced capuchin)
Lineage: Eukaryota; Metazoa; Chordata; Mammalia; Primates; Cebidae
Gene: TBX1
Product: T-box transcription factor 1
Exons: 8
Coding region: 393-2030 (545 amino acids)
Biological process (GO): positive regulation of DNA-templated transcription; regulation of transcription by RNA polymerase II; cell fate specification
Cellular component (GO): nucleus
Molecular function (GO): DNA-binding transcription factor activity, RNA polymerase II-specific; RNA polymerase II cis-regulatory region sequence-specific DNA binding
Source: RefSeq, a predicted model, not a curated record